CAUCAUGUUUGUCUGUUUUUAAUUUGACAGUGACGGGUUAAGUAUCAGAGCUGCAGAUAGCCUACGUCUGCAGAGAGACCAUACAGGGUUUGGGAUAUCUACACUCCAAGGGGAAAAUGCACCGUGACAUUAAGGGUGCCAAUAUCCUCCUAACAGACAACGGGCAUGUGAAACUAGCUGAUUUUGGAGUAGCAGCCAAAAUAACAGCCACCAUUGCCAAGAGGAAGUCCUUCAUCGGGACUCCUUACUGGAUGGCCCCAGAGGUAGCAGCAGUAGAGAAGAACGGAGGUUACAACCAGCUGUGUGACAUCUGGGCCGUGGGCAUCACCUCCAUUGAACUGGCCGAGCUGCAGCCCCCUAUGUUUGACCUGCACCCAAUGAGGGCUUUGUUUCUCAUGUCAAAGAGCAGCUUUCAGCCUCCCAAGCUAAAACACAAAACAAAGUGGACCACAGCCUUCCAUAACUUUGUUAAAGUCUCGCUGACCAAGAACCCCAAGAAGAGGCCGACAGCUGAGAAGCUCUUAACGCAUUUGUUUGUAGGUCAGACGGGGCUGACCAGGAAAGUAGCUCUGGAGCUGCUGGACAAGAUGAACAACCCAGACAACCACCAACACUUCUCUGAGGUGGACGACGAUGACCUGGAGCCUCUUUCAGCAGUGAGACAUAUCAUUCGUUCAACCAACAAACACUCCAGAGCAGAGAGAACUCGCUCAGAGAUCAACUCAGAAAACGGGAAUCAUGCAUCUCCGGGAAGGCCGUGCUCGAGCCCUGGCCCCCCUAACUAUCCUGCUAGUUUCCAUAGCUACCCUAUCUACCCUACAGAGGAGACGGACAGGGCCGAGGACAGCAGGGACCCAGUUGAUAAAGUGACGUUUGAACCUCCACUGAGGAAGGAAACAGAGGCUCACAUUGAAAUGGACGUGACUAAACACUGCGACUUCCCCUCUCCCUGGAGCCCUUUCGCAGAGGGAGGCAUCUCUACCAGGGGACACAUGGCCCAUCUGGAGGACGCCUUUGAAGACGUGGAGCUGUCGACCCUCAAGCACGGAAUCCCACCUCCUCUACCUCCAAAGCCUCAUCUGAGCAGUUUGUCAGAUGAGCUAGAUGAGAGGUGUCUGACAGUGAGGAGAUUUCCAGGCUCAGAGGACAGCCCAGGUCCAGGCCUGUUCCCCCGGAGGCUGAGCACCCCAGAGCAGGGCAACAAGGCGGAGCAUUCUGGUCCGGACAACCUGUCAGCCAGCGGCAGUAGCCCCAAUCUGCUAUCUACGUCCACAGACCCCGAUCCCGAUGACGGCGUGAACGUAGACAAUCCCAGUCCUCGUCCCAGCCGACCACAGAGGACGGAGAAGAAAGACUACCUUAAACCUGCCAUCAACGGCCUGCCGCCAACUCCUAAAGUCCUGAUGGGGGCCUGUUUCUCCAAGGUGUUUGAUGGCUGCCCACUGAACAUCAACUGUGCCACGUCAUGGAUACACCCUGAUACUAAAGACCAGUACCUUAUAUUUGGGACGGAGGAUGGGAUCUAUACCCUCAACCUGAAUGAGCUGCAUGAAGCCACCAUGGAACAGCUGUUCCCCAGGAAGUGUACCUGGCUCUACAUCAUCAACAACAACCUGAUGUCUCUGUCAGGGAAGACCUUUCAGCUCUACUCACACAACCUGAUUGGGCUGUUUGAGCAGCUGAAGAAGCCUGGCCUGGCCUCUCAGUUCCAGACACACCGCUUCCCAGACAAGAUGUUACCAAGGAGGUUUGCCUUGACAACGAAGAUCCCUGACACAAAGGGCUGUCACAAGUGUUGCAUUGUGAGGAACCCCUAUACGGGCCAUAAGUACCUGUGUGGAGCGCUCCAGUUUGGGAUAAUCCUGCUACAGUGGUAUGAACCCAUGCAGAGGUUCAUGCUUAUCAAGCACUUUGACUUCCCUCUACCCAGCCCUCUGAAGGUGUUUGAGAUGUUAGUGGUUCCAGAGCAGGAAUAUCCCAUGGUGUGUAUAGCUGUCAGCCAGGCCACGGAGCCAGGCCAGGUGGUUCGCUUUGAGACCAUCAACCUCAACUCCUGCUCUUCCUGGUUCACUGAGAUGGGAUCAACUGGUCGAGCAGUGGACACCAUCCAUGUGACCCAGCUGGAGAGGGACACCUUGCUAGUGUGCCUGGACAAAAAUCUCAAGAUCGUUAACCUCCAGGGAAGACUGAAGUCCAACAAGAAGCUAGCCUCGGAGCUCAGCUUUGACUUCACCAUUGGAUCCGUUGUGUGCCUUCAGGACAGUGUUCUGGCCUUCUGGAAGCACGGUAUGCAGGGAAAGAGCUUCAAGUCCAACGAGGUCACCCAGGAGAUUUCUGAUCCCAGCAGAGUCUUCCGCCUCCUAGGAUCUGACAGGGUGGUGGUUCUGGAGAGCCGGCCCACUGACAACCCCACAGCCCUCAGCAACCUCUACAUCCUGGCCGGACAUGAGAACAGUUACUAGACCUGACCCCAGCCCUGUCCCUGUUACUGAGAACAGUUACUAGCCCUGACCCCAGCCCUGUCCCUGUUACUGAGAACAGUUACUAGCCCUGACCCCAGCCCUGUCCCUGUUACUGAGUUACUAGCCCUGACCCCAGCCCUGUCCCUGUUACUGACAACAGUUACUAGCCCUGACCCCAGCCCUGUCCCUGUUACUGAGAACAGUUACUAGCCCUGACCCCAGCCCUGUCCCUGUUACUGAGUUACUAGCCCUGACCCCAGCCCUGUCCCUGUUACUGAGAACAGUUACUAGCCCUGUCCCUGUUACUGAGAACAGUUACUAGCCCUGACCCCAGCCCUGUCCCUGUUACUGAGAACAGUUACUAGACCUGACCCCAGCCCUGUCCCUGUUACUGAGUUACUAGCCCUGACCCCAGCCCUGUCCCUGUUACUGACAACAGUUACUAGCCCUGACCCCAGCCCUGUCCCUGUUACUGAGAACAGUUACUAGCCCUGACCCCAGCCCUGUCCCUGUUACUGAGAACAGUUGCUAAAGCUGUCUGGCCCAAAGACCGGUAGCCCUGUCUGGCUCAGCCUCUCUGAUCACCGGUAACCCUUCACUCAGCCUCUCUGAUCACCGGUAACCCUUCACUCAGCCUCUCUGUCCAGUGAAACAAACAUGUCAGACGAGGGUUGUUAAAGUGAACUACUUUUUACAGCCCCGUUCACCUCCUCUCUUCUCCAGUCCCGUUCACCACCUCUCUUCUCCAGCCCCGUUCACCACCUCUCUUCUCCAGCCCCGUUCACCA
Molecule: messenger RNA, 3249 nt
Organism: Oncorhynchus masou masou (cherry salmon)
Lineage: Eukaryota; Metazoa; Chordata; Actinopteri; Salmoniformes; Salmonidae
Product: mitogen-activated protein kinase kinase kinase kinase 5-like
Exons: 30
Coding region: 117-2462 (781 amino acids)
Biological process (GO): protein phosphorylation; intracellular signal transduction
Cellular component (GO): cytoplasm
Molecular function (GO): MAP kinase kinase kinase kinase activity; ATP binding
Source: RefSeq, a predicted model, not a curated record